GGAAGAGAUCUCGAUUCGAUUUCGUCAACGAGCAAGGUGUUUCAUCACCACCUUUUGGGUCAGAUGGUAAUAAUGAGCCCUCCUCGAAUCCUUUGUUGAAGAGAAUUCGAACCGAGCAGUACCUCCCCAUUUAGAACAGUACAGCGGAUGGGAAUCAUACUCUAAACGGCCUUUCAACUGAAGAAUACCAACCCACUCAAAUGGGCAACAAAACUCAUCGGUCCAGAUACCCGACAUCCCGGGCGGGGCUCACAAUCACCCCUCAACAGCCAUUACGCAUCCCUCCAUAUCACAUCAGACCCCUUCCAGGAUCACCCGGCAUAAGCAACAGCCCCACCCCUAGUAGUCCCCGCCCACCAAGAGAUAGAGAGGCUAUCAAUAGGCUAUCGCUCGAGCUUUCGAAGGUCCGCGGUCAGCUAACCACCUUAAAACACUCUGAGAAAGGGAUAUCGGAAGAUCUUAUGCGUCUUGGUGUUCCUCAACCGAAGAGUGAGGAAACAGCACCCUCACCCCAUGAUAUGGAGGCGCGACUGAUACUGCUUGAAAUCGAGUUGCAGCAGGAAAGGACACAACGUCUCCGUGCUGAGCGUAUGCUCAGUGAAGUAGAGAGGGAGUGCAGGGUUCCCUUUGUGGUGCCAGCGUUAUUUCAGGCGUUUUGCAGAAUAUCGGACCUCGGGCACCAUGAAUACUCAAAGGCAAGUGCACUGUACGAUCAAGACACCUGUCUAACCCGUUGACAAAGUGACGAGUGCUUUCUUGGAUAUGUGCAUUUCCAGGCUGAUCGCCCGAGCUCAGGUCCUGCGAUCCUCAACCAGCCAUCGAAAUCCUUCUAUGUCAUAUUCAAAUCUGCAUUUCUAGUGGGUGGUAAAGUGCACACAGGCGCUCCCCUAUUAGGUGCUAUCGGUUA
Suillus plorans is the source of this 907-nucleotide messenger RNA. RefSeq lists its product as uncharacterized. The record is from RefSeq and is a predicted model, not a curated record. The transcript is spliced from 3 exons. Lineage: Eukaryota; Fungi; Basidiomycota; Agaricomycetes; Boletales; Suillaceae. Bases 201 to 737 code for a protein of 178 amino acids.